This is a messenger RNA of Ipomoea triloba (trilobed morning glory), 2115 nucleotides long. RefSeq names its product IQ domain-containing protein IQM3. The record is from RefSeq and is a predicted model, not a curated record. The transcript is spliced from 9 exons. The coding region runs from base 98 to 1672 and encodes 524 amino acids. NCBI's taxonomy places the organism in Eukaryota, Viridiplantae, Streptophyta, Magnoliopsida, Solanales, Convolvulaceae. Gene Ontology annotation, molecular function: protein binding.
CUUGCUUCGUAUUCGAUUCUCACUUCUCCGACGACUCUCUCUCUCUCUCUAGAAUUUUCUCUACUGAAAGGUCUUAAUACUCUUGAGUUUGGCUUCAAUGGAAGUUGAAACUCACUCUCCGGCGACCUCCUUCAGUGUGGACUCCGGCACUCGUGCUAACUAUUCUCCCUACAUCGAUCAGCCGAAGCUCCGCGCGUCGGGGUUCCGGAGCUCCGACGACGCCUCCGGAAUCGAAAAUUUCGAGGACGGAGGUACGGAAUGUAAUAGCGUCAAACAGGUUAAUGACCGCGAGAUAUCUACCCUGACCGUUUUGAGUUCUGAACCCGUGCCCUACGCGCCCAAUGGCGUGGACCACACCGGCUUGGUCUCUCCCGGGCCGGCGGCGGUGGUUGACGCGCCACUGACACGUCAGUCGAGCGCCGCCAUGACGCUGCAGAAGGUGUAUCGGAGCUACCGUACCCGGCGCAUGUUAGCAGACUCUGCUGUGGUGGCUGAAGAGCUCUGGUGGCAAGCUCUAGAUUACGCUCGAUUGAAUCAUAGUACAAUUUCAUUCUUCAAUUUCUUGAAGCCAGAAACAACAGCUUCUCGCUGGAAUCGAGUUAGGGUAAAUGCUUCAAAGGUGGGUAAGGGUCUGUCUAAAGAUGCCAAGGCUCAGAAAUUAGCAUUUCAGCAUUGGAUUGAAGCGAUUGAUCCGCGGCACCGUUAUGGACAUAAUUUACAUUUGUAUUAUGAAGAGUGGUGCAAUUCUGAUUCUGGUCAGCCGUUCUUCUUUUGGUUGGAUCUUGGAGAUGGCAAAAAAGUUGAUCUCAAGGCAUGCUCUAGGUCAAAGCUUCAGAGGCAGUGCAUUAUAUAUCUUGGACCUCAAGAGAGAGAGCAUUAUGAAUAUGUAGUUGUUGAGGGGAAAGUUUUGCAUCAACAAACUGGAGAGCUUCUUGAUACAACCAAAGGUUCACCAGGGGCAAAAUGGAUUUUUGUGAUGAGCACCUCCAAAAAGCUCUAUGCUGGCGAGAAAAAGAAGGGAAUGUUUCAUCAUUCCAGUUUCCUUGCUGGCGGGGCUACUUUAGCUGCUGGGAGACUUGUAGUACAAGAUGGAACACCUAAGUCUAUUUCACCAUAUAGUGGACACUAUCGGCCAACUGAUGACAGUCUCAAUACCUUUAUAUCAUUUCUCAAGGAAAAUGGAGUAAACCUUGAUGAAGUUGAGAUAAAGAAGGCUAAUGAAGACUACGAAAAUUAUGAAGAGGUAAAGUCAGUGAACACAUCUGAACUUUCAACUCUUUCGUCUCCUCCAGCAGAGCUUCCAAAUGAAGAGAUGAAAGACUUGUCCUUAGAAUCAGCUGGCGCUCUCAAAUCUGUACCCAGUGGGUGCUAUAAAAGGACAUUAUCUGGUGGUCUUCAGAGCCCGAGGGCCGAGGUGCCAAAGACGGUAAUUCUUCAGAGGAUCAAUUCCAAGAAGGCAUCAAAUUCUUACCAAUUAGCGCAACAACUCUCAAGAACAUGGUCAACCGGUGCUGGUCCAAGAAUCGGGUGUAUUGCUGAUUACCCCAUUGAGUUGAGGUUACAAGCCUUGGAGCUCACUAACCUCUCCCCAAGACUUCCACGGGCUCCAGCAGGCUUUAUUUCACCCCCCAUUCGAUCUGCUUCAGUCCCCGUGGCAUCGUUAAUAUGUUAAACAGAGAUCUGCAUUUACUCCCUAGAGCUUUAGUCAUUUUUUAUAUAUGUUCCUAGCAGCAGAUAUUCACCUAUGCUUUAGAGUGGUAGUGUGCUUGCAUGCUCGAAAGUCCACUGAGUUUUAAAGUUUUGGGUAGAGGAGUUUGUGCAGUAUUGUAGCAGUCUGACUUGAAAAGCAGAAUCCACUUUUAGGGUGUAAGUGAAGUGGAGCACCGGAAAUAAAUGACAUGCAUGUUUGCGGUGGAAGAUUAGUAAUCUAAUACUGUCCUACUCCAUAUUUUGUAUGAUGGAUGAGGGAUGAGACGUAGGCCUUGCAUUCUGUCCAUAUAUGUAUGUUAUCAUAUUUACUUUUACUCAAAGUUGCUGUCUGUCAACUUUGACGCUAUGUUGGCUACUGUUUUGUUGUUUGACAAAUUGUCUUUAUAAGUUAAGUUUUAAUACAUA